Messenger RNA from Penicillium samsonianum, 1506 nucleotides. Its product is annotated as cytochrome P450. The coding region runs from base 1 to 1506 and encodes 501 amino acids. Gene Ontology annotation, molecular function: iron ion binding; heme binding; monooxygenase activity. The record is from RefSeq and is a predicted model, not a curated record. NCBI's taxonomy places the organism in Eukaryota, Fungi, Ascomycota, Eurotiomycetes, Eurotiales, Aspergillaceae. The transcript is spliced from 5 exons.
AUGGCCGGUCUAUUAGCACUGGGAAUAGGUGGUUUGGUAAUAUAUAUUGCCGUCAAAAGCAUCUAUCGGUUGUAUUUCCACCCUCUCAGCAAAAUUCCCGGGCCAAAACUUGCAGCUAUCACAAGCGGCUAUGAAUUUUAUUUCAAUGUGAUCAAGGGAGGAAUGUUCAUCUGGGAGAUGGAGCGGCUACAUGAGAUAUACGGACCCAUUAUACGCAUUACCCCUCUUGAGGUGCAUAUCAAGGACUCAAGCUAUUACGAUGAGAUAUAUGCCUCUAGCAAGCGCAGACGCGAAAAGGCCGCUGACUUGGUCGCUCGAUUCGAUCUCAAGGAUUCGGGGUUUUCUAGUGUCUCACCAGAAGACCACAGGAAGCGCCGUUCACAUGUUGAGAAACACUUUUCAAAGCAAGCAGUCUCCAACAUAGAGUAUUUAAUAUAUGAGAAUAUUGACAAACUCGACAAUCAUUUCAAACGCGCCUUUGAAUUCCAUAAAGUCAUUAGCCUCGAUGCAGGCUUUGCUGGGCUGACUUCCGAUGUCAUUCACAAAUAUGUCUAUGGUUUCAACAGUGGGAACCUUGACCACGAUGACUUCAACACGAGUGUGAGAGAUGGAAUCAAUGGACUUUUCAGAUACAGUCACGUCUUAUUCUUUUUCCCGGUUCUUCAAACUAUCAUGAACUCGCUUCCGUUGUGGUUGCUCGAAAAGCUUGACCCAUUCGUUCAUGCAUUAGUGAGCCAGAAGUUGGACCUUCUUCGUCGGACAGAGAAAUUCCUGCAAAGCAAGUCGUCAAGCGCGGAAAUUCGCUCCGUCAUGGAAGUUAUGUGUGGUCCCAGUAUGCCGGAGGACAUGCGCGGUGCUGUUCGUCUCAACAAUGAGGGAUUUGCUAUGAUCAUCGGUGGUACGGAGACAACUGCGCGAUCGCUGGUUAUUGCGGCAUUUCACCUCCUGGAAAAAGAGUCGAUCAAAACCAAGUUACGAGAGGAACUGCGGACGGUGAUGCCCACUUCUGAGUCUCGACCAACAUGGAGGCAGUUAGAGCAGUUGCCGUACCUGUCUGCAGUCGUGUCGGAGGCAUUACGUAUGUCUACUGGAAUUGCAAAUCGAUCGGCUCGUGUCGCGCCUAAUGAAGCUUUGGUCUACAAGAACCACACCAUUCCUGCCGGAACUCCAGUCAGUGAGACCAACUACUUCGUUCUCACGGACCCCGAAAUAUUCCCCGAUCCGCACACAUUUGACCCAGAACGAUGGCUACGUGCCGCUGCGAAAGGGGAGCAUUUGGAUAGAUAUAUGGUCAACUUUUCCAAAGGCAGUCGGAUAUGUGUGGGCAUGAACCUGGCCUACGCGGAGCUGUUUCUUGUACUGGCGGCUUUUAUUCGUCGUUUUGACAUGGAACUGUUUGAGACAAGCGAAAAGGAUAUCGCUUUUGCGCGCGAUUUUGGAACCCCAUACCCCGAUAAGGGAAAUGCCCGUGUGCGAGUUAUGGUCACGAAGGUGAUCGAGGAGUGA